AGCCUUUGAAAUACUUGGGGGAACGAUACGAGAUAGCCGUUGUAAAAUCUCGGAGUGAAUCCUAUUGGCAAGGGUUGUUUGCCAAACUAGUGCGGUGCUUUGACGGAGUUCAAGAGACCGAGACUUAGUGGAUUUGGAAAUCCUUAAGGAGGAGCCUUAAGAGUACAUAAGAUAUUUGGUGAUUAUGGACUUACAAACAUCUAUUGUUACACAUGUUGAGAAUGAGCAACCACAUGAUUUUGGUGGUGAAGAAGAAGACCUAGUUUUAUAUGAGUUGCAGCCCAGUUGGCACCAUGAAGAUAAUUUGUUAAGAAAGCUACAAAAACGUUUUGUUAAAAUUUUUCUCCAUGCAAGUGGUAAUAUAGCUGCAAGAUUCCUGUUUGAUCAGCAACUUAUUGAUGCCUUCCGAAAAAUACCUAAAGCUGGUUGGAAUGCAAAAGAAAGAUCUGUGAUGGGUAAGGGCAGUGGCGGUGAUUGCAGGGCUAAGGACGGCGGUGGCGAUGGUGGAAUGAAGAUGGCGGCGACGAUUGUGGGGAUGAAGGCGGCGGCGGCGAUGAUUGAGAGCUUAGAUCCGUUGGUGCGGCGUGGUAUUGCUGCAGCCAAUGAAGUUUGUGAUAUUCGAGGCAAAUUAGUUAUCCUGGUUCUUUCUAAUAUGCAGUGGUUAGCUCAUAUUGAAAUGCUUGUUGUGAAGGCCAUUGCUGUAAGUUGUUGUAUCCGUGAAUCAUGGCCUGUUCCUAUUAUUACUCCAUCUUCCUUGCGUUUGCAUUGGGCUUCUGUGGUUUUAUCCCAAUCAAGUGGUUCAAAUAGGGCAGGAUUCAAAGUGGUGCCAUCUAAUGCAAAGAGAUCUAUCCAACUUGAUGGUCUCUUUAAUAUAAUUUCCUAUGACAUUGUUCCUAAGUUAAAGGAUACCUUAAUGGCAUCAGAAUUCAAGGUAGUUAUUGCUGAUGAAUCACACUUUUUGAAGAAUGCCCAGGCUAAACGAACCAAUGCAUCACUUCUUGCAAUGCAGAAAGCCAAAUAUUUGAUACUGCUUAGUGGAACCCCUGCUUUGUCAAGACCAAUUGAGCUUUUUAAACAGCUGGAGGCCCUGUUUCCUGAUGUUUACAAAAAUGUUCACGAGUACGGUAACCGUUAUUGCAAGGGUGUAGUUAUUGCUGAUGAAUCACACUUUUUGAAGAAUGCCGAAGCUAAACGAACCAAUGCAUCACUUCCUGUAAUGCAGAAAGCCAAAUAUUUGAUACUGCUUAGUGGAUCCCCGGCUUUGUCAAGACCAAUUGAGCUUUUUAAACAGCUGGAGGCCCUGUUUCCUGAUGUUUACAAAAAUGUUCACGAGUACGGUAACCGUUAUUGCAAGGGUGGCUUUUUUGGAGUUUAUCAAGGCGCCAGUAAUCACGACGAGCCGCACAACUUGAUGAAAGCAACUGUAAUGAUUCGCAGGUUAAAAAAGGAUGUCCUCCCACAGCUUCUUGUUAAGCGCAGACAACAGGUUUUCUUAAACUUGGAAGGAAAGGAGAUGAAGUCUAUCAAUGCUUUAUUCCGUGAGUUGGAGCUUGUCAAAGGAAAAAUUAAAUCAAGCCAAUCCAAGGAUGAUUAUGAAUCACUAAAGUUAACCGAGAAGAAUCUUACAAAUAAGAUAUACAUUGCUUCUGCAGAGGGCAAGAUUCCAUCGGUUUUGGAUUACUUAGGAACGGUUGUUGAGAAAAAGAAAGUUGGUUGCAUUCGCAUUGAUGGCAGUACUCCAGCAGCAUCACGUCAAGCUUUGGUUACAGAUUUUCAGGAGAAAGAAUCAAUAAAGGCUGCAGUGAUGCUUGAUGGGGAAGAGAAGUCUCUAGAAGUAUCAGCAGGUCACUCAAAUGAAAGUCCUAGGAAACAGAAGACACUCAAUUCCUUCAUGAAGCGUUGCAGCACCCCGUCGUUGGAUGAUGAGUCAAUGCCAAAAUGCCCACAGCGUUAAUCAUCAAUCAAAACAUUUAGUGUUGGAACAUUUGUUUUAGAAAGUACUGUUUCAAAUCAACCCUUCACAAUGCUGUAUCUUCUAUGCAAAUUGAUUGGGGCAAAUAAUUGUGCUUCUCCUUGCCCUUUAAAAUGGAGAGGCUACGGUGUAUUUGUGUAAGUGUGGGUUUUACACACCACCAAGGUAGAGAGAGAGCAUGAGAGGAAUUCUACACAAGAAUAUCAUCGGGAAAAUCCAAGGGGUCUUGGUGAGUGUGGGUGAGUGUAGGGAGUAACUGGUUUUAGUUACUCGGAAAAAUAUAUCCGGGCAUAGGAUGUGGAAAGAUCUGUUUACGAGUGUCUGGAAUUUAGCCUUGUAAACAGGGGAGAGUUUUUUGUAUAUUGUCCUGAAGUAGUGGAAAUAUAAUUUUUCUCUCAUAUAUUCUUCUCGUGUUUGUUCUCUCAUUUUUCUGUUGUUCUCAAUAUUUUUCGGUAUCUUACGCGCUUAAAAUCCCAACAAUUGGUAUCAGAGCUUGGUUGCGCUGGGCAGGAGGGAUUUGUAAGCGGUAAAAGGAGAAAUUUUGAGAACCUAGGGAUUGGUCGGUUUUGGCCAGAAGGCGACCAUGGGACUUCAAGAACAAAGUGGAUGGCAUGAGGACCGGGUAAGAAGCGGCAUGUUGGCUUUGUGAAGUAUGGUGCGGGAACAGGACUUAAAGAGAUCGGUGGUCUAGCGGAGUGAAAAACUGCGGUUUAUGUCUUGUGUCGAAAGUCUUCCCGACAAUAAGAGGUCGGGCGGCGUGUUCCGCAGAUGUUGCUGCGGCGGUGCAUGAUGGGCAGAUCGAAAGAAGCUAAUUGUUAGAGGGGUGGUCUCAGAGAAUGUUAACAAAGGUGAGUUGUCAUUUUUUUACCUCGGGGUGGAGGGUUAAAACUCUAAGGAGCUAAGGUUGUGGCGGUGAUCUUGACGGGUUGGUUGAGAUGGAGCCACAACCAUGAGUCAAGACAUGGUGGAGAGCUUGCGGUAUUGAGCAAGAUAGGGCAUGAAAUUUUUUUCAAGGUGGUAGUGAUCUUGGUGGUUGGACCAAGGUGGAGCCACGAGGAUUUUUUUUUCUUCUUUGAGAUUGGCAGCGGUGAUCUCGGUGGAGUAGACUGAGAUGGCGCCAAGGAUUUUUUUUAUUUCGGAGUAGCGGUGAUCUCACCGGAGAAGUGAGGUAGAGCUACAAAGUUUUUUGAUUAUUUAAUCAAGGUGGAGUUUGUUG
Molecule: messenger RNA, 3188 nt
Organism: Cuscuta campestris
Lineage: Eukaryota; Viridiplantae; Streptophyta; Magnoliopsida; Solanales; Convolvulaceae
Source: the annotation of a GenBank genome assembly